AUGGGUGCCGAAGAGGCAGAGAGGAGACGGGCUGAAGCCGCGAGUGAGCUACAGGCCGCCAGAGACCAGCAGGAGCGGCUCCGCGCGCGGAUCGUGGCCAUCGCGUCCGAGGCGCUGCAGGAGCUGAAGCAGCGGGGCUGCGAUCCAGCCAACAUGGACCGGUCGGGGGACGCGGCGGCGGUCCCGGUGGAGCUGGCAGUCAUAGACCGCACCCUGGUGUGCACAGAGCAGCUCAUGGACGUGCAGCAGCGGGCCGCCAACAUGCUCGCGCAGCAGGGAUCCUUCCAGGGCGAGUCGCUGCAGGAGGCGCUCGCCGCGGCCGUGGCGUCGCGUGAGUUCGGGACCCAAUGCACCGGGCCCGACCUCGGCGAUCUCCCGCCAGAGCUCAGGGAGCUGACGUCGGCAGUGCAGGAGAAGGCGCGCGAGGCGCAGGGGUCGAUGCGCGUGGCGCUGCUCUCGGCGGUGCGCACGGUGCUACGCGGGGCGGAGUGGCCGCCGGACCUGGCCACGAUCGAGAAGGCGAUGGGGUCGGGUGCGUGGGAGGCGUCGUGGGGCCACCACAACCUGUUCGGGGGGCAGGAGGGGCUGCAGCGCAAGAUGGUGGCGCUCGCGGGGGCCUGCCACGCGAUGCAGGCGUCGAUCGCGGCGGCGGGGGUCGGCGGCGCGGGCGGCGGGCGGCUCGCGGACAUCUCGUGGGCGGCGAUCGAGCUCGCGCGGCCGCUGCAGGAGCGCAUGAUGUACCACUGCAGCACCCAGCUGCAACAGGGCCCGGGCGCCGCGCUGCAGGCAGUGCUCAUGUACGCCAGCAAGGCCGCGAAGGCGAUGCCGCAGCUCCUCCUGUCCAUCCAGGCCGACCUCGAGAAGGAGCGCGCGCACGGCCCGACGCCGCUGGGCAGCGACUUUGUGCGCGCGGUCGAGCACUUCGCGCGCGGGGUGCUCGACGUGCAGGUCGUGCCGGAGCUGGCCGCGGCGCUGCAGGGGCGCAAGACCGACGACGUGUGGUCCCUCGUCGAGACGCUGCUGGAGUUCGAGACGUCGAUGACCAGCGCCAUGGGCGUCCCGGAGUCCCCCCCCGAGCCGCAGGACUUUGUGUGGUGCGACUCGGCGCAGCGGCCGCCCGCGGAGACGUGCCUGGGGCUCCUGCACGAGCCCCCGCUCGCCGACAUCCUGCGCGAGUACCAGGUGUCCAAGGUGAGGCAUAUCGUUGAGGAGGCGCUCGACCAGCCGCAGGGCUGGGACCCGGCGAGCAACGAGGAGAUGGCGGCGCACCGCCUCAGCGCACCGCCCAGCUCCAUCUGGUCCACCGGGCGCACGCUGUCGCGCGGGCCCUCCAGCGUGCACCGCUCGCACCGGGGCGAUGCGCGCCCCACGCGCGCGUCGUGCGGCAUCUUCAAGGCCAUCGACCUCGUACCAGUGUACCUGACCGCGAGCGCGCACGGCGCCGAGGGCUCCGCGGACCUGCUGUCGUGCCUGACGGAGGCGGUCAUGGCGCCGGUGCUGGCGCGGCUGGAGCGCGAGGGCGAGGUGAUGGGCGCGUUCGAGGACGUGAACAGCCAGCAGUGGAUCCGGCGGGCGGCGGGCGUGGUCAACACCGUGCAGCACGUCGCGGAGAGCCUGGAGGAGCUCUGCCUGCACCCGGCGACGGCGGCGGUGCCGCACGGCGACGCGGCGGUCUCGCGGCACGUCGCGGGCCUGGAGAAGCUGCGGCGGCGGUGGUCGCUGCGCGUGGCCGCGGCGGUCGACACCCGCCUCCUCGAGAGGCUUGCGCCGUACCUCGCCGACCACGCGCGCUUCCGAGCCGAGUGGUCGGACGAGGCGGCGGCGGGGCUGCCGGAGCCCGCGGCGCACACGCUGUACCCGGCGCUGGAGCUGCUCCACUCCACGCUCACGGCGCUGCAGGACGCGCUCAACCUGGUGUCGUUCCGGCAGGUGUGGUGCGCGGUGGCGCAGGGGAUCUCGCACCACCUGUUCGAGGGGCUCGUCAUGGAGGUGCGGUACACGCCGCUCGGGGCCCAGCGGCUCCUGAACGACGUCUCGGCCAUCGCCAACUGCUUCUCCGCCUUCACGCCGCGCCCGUGGCCGCACGUCCGAGAGCUCAUGGAGGCGUGCCGCGUGAUGAUGCUGGAGACGCGCAAGGCCGCCAAGGCGCUCAAGGUGCUGGUGGAGGUGCUGCCGGAUACGGGGGAGGAGUCGAUCGAGGGGCGGCAGGUCCUGGACGAGCUCGGGCUCACGGUGGUGGACACGGACCAGGCGGUGGUGAUCCUCAGCAACCGCAUCAUCGACGCGCCGCACUCUCCGCAGGCGGGCGGGGCGGGCGCGGAGGACGCGGCCGAGGGCGGCGCGGCCGCGUACGCCGACGGGGACGGGUGGGAGGGCGCGGCGCUGUGA
Molecule: messenger RNA, 2388 nt
Organism: Pedinophyceae sp. YPF-701
Lineage: Eukaryota; Viridiplantae; Chlorophyta; Pedinophyceae
Source: the annotation of a GenBank genome assembly